AAAAAAUAAUAAUCUCAUCAAAUCAGCUGAGCCUCUUUUGGCCUCUAUUUGUGAAUGAGAGAUUUAUGCUGGGGAGGUGGGAGGGAGCGGGGAAUGCGAGGGGAGAUAAACUAGAAGAGAGUGAUGCGUGGCAUACGCAUGGGGGGGAAGUAAAUGUGGAUCCAGCAGCUAAGCCCCUGCUACUGAUUUGUGAGUGGUGGAGCGGCUUUGGCUGUCCAUUUGUAACAAGAAAGAUCACUAAAUCUAACCAGGUACUUGAAAAGUUGUCUUGGUGUUGAAUGUGAAGACGGACUGAGGAUACGGAAAAGGAAGAAUUGGUGGGAAAAAAACAGAGAGGAAGGAGUGAAGGAAGCAGACUGUUGACGACAUAAAGGGAAUAGAGAGUUUCAGAGCUAUUUUCAGGGCCUUGCUGUUGUUUCUCUCACAUGGCAAAGGGAUUUGGACAGCGGAGAGCUGUGGAUUUGGCCUUGGGGCAAAGUUGAGUUUUGGCAUGGGCUACAACACAGUAGAUAGCAGAGUAGGAGGAGGAGGAAGAAGAAGAGAAUAUAAGGCUGCAGGGGCAGAACAAAGAAGGUCAAGGUAUAUUGUUCUGGCAUCUACAGAGGAACACAAUAAAGAGUCAUCUCAGAGCGUACACUCCUGUUUAGAGCAAGCUGAACAUACCAGAAUGUUAAUUAUUAUCUGUCGUUACGCGGCGGCGGACAAUGAGGGAGUGCGGUUGAUCUGCUCCAAGUGAGCGUUUAACUCUUCCACAAAGCCGCAUAAUUACCCAUAUCGCUUCACAUAGCUUGAAAGAUUGCAGCUCAGAUCUGUGGCAAGCCCGACGUGUUUGACAAAACGCGGACAAGUCGUCGCUCAGCGUUUCUAAAGAAAUUAAACCUUUGCUAUUUGAUUUUGCUCCAGAAGGGGUUGCGUAACUGGUGGAGUGUUCCGUGGGAAUUGCACAACUUUUCACGGUCAAUGCGUAAUAGGCUCUGUGUAAGAGCCCGGCUCACUUCGAGCUGCAGAAUUCCAGAGUCUAAUGAAACCAGAGGCUGAGUCACUUUUUUUUUUUUGGAUAAGGAAAUAAUUAAACGGAGAAUGUUUUCUUUUAGUUGACGGGCCGGCCCAAUCGGAGAGUGAGGAGGGCUCUUCUUUCAUGAAUCAGAAAGGCCUCCGAGAGUCUUGAAGGCACUGCUGUGUCUGAGUGAAUGUAGUAAACACAGGUGCAGCGCAGCGCCUUCGCUCUCUUCACAACAAAUAAGAUACAGAUUUGGGACUCUGGGCAAAUAUGCUGAGCACGUGUUUGGUUAGAGGGCACUCCACAGAACUGUGAUGUUAAUGUCAUGAGAAUGGGCAGAUUAGCUGGUGUCACAUCCCUGAUACCGGCAAGAUAGAGGCCUGACCAUCAGCAAGAAAUCCUCUCCUUUCCCCCCCGCUGAGCAGAUUAGAUGUUUGGGCACUUUUUAGAAAAGGAGGAGCAGAAAAGAAGCUGUGUCUGCAUCUUUCUUUUUCACAUUACAUGCAGCCAUAACACAUUUUAGCCUGAUAGCACUGUGGGCUAUAACACAGAAAGGCUAAAAUUGGAGCAAAACAUAACAAACUCAUCCCUUGAAUCCAUUCCUCAGUGGCACCAUAUGCUCAAAAUAUAUUUAAAUCCUCUCUGGGAUUGAGAGUUUCAGGUCUGUUGCACCUGUAGUCACACCUGUGGCCGCAUCGCUGCAUCACAGUUCAAACUUAAAUAUGUUGGGUUGCUCUUUUUUUUUUUUCAAGUGCCUACAGAAUUCCUUUUCCAAAUACGCCUCACGAGUCCCAAAAUUUGACACAAUAAUGAUGGGAUGUGUCUUCGAGCAUCCAAUAACGAGCUGGUUGUGUCUUUUCUUUGUGCCGGCAGCUCAGAACAUGAGACCACCUCUCCUUUAAACUGUAACACAAUAUCAGAGUGGACGCACCACAACUGCGCUACUGUAUAUGGUGCAUAAAUCUUCCAUCUAAAAAGUCCACUUCAGUGUAAAAUUCCACACACGCAGUCAAAAUAUUUGGCCUUGUUAAGCGAGAUAUAUCUAAGAUAAGUGUGUUUUAAGUAUCAUAAAUCACCCAGUUGCGACAUAAAUCCUGUGGGGUCCUCCUCGUCCUCGUCGUUCCUCUUUGUCUGCUCCAGUUUCAUGUAAUGGUACUGGAGCACAAACAAGUCCACAUGACAUGCGCCCGCGGGCGCAUCGCGCUCACACCACUGAAAGAAUGUGGUCAUCGGUACCACCAGUGUGGUCUCGAAUGCGUCGUUGCACCUUGGGUGCGUUCACACGUCUGCUUAACAGCCAUGAACUUGUGAGCACAUCACCCCAGCACAUGUUAAUACCAAGUGUGAACAGGACCUAAAAAUGUGUUGUUGUUUUUAUUUUUUCGGUCAAGUACACACGUCCAGAAACAACAUCAUCCACGCAUGUAAAUAAACAACAAAAACGAGCUACCAUGUUGACGAGGCUUUUCAGUGACCCUUCACUGCUUCCCGACGUAACAAAAUACGCAGGCUGGGCGGAUGACAGCGACAGCGAGGAUCCAAGGGUAAAAGAUGACGAUCAGGACACGCAGAACGACAUGGAUGGCUCAGAGCUGAGGGGAGACAGCCGGACGCAUUCCGAACACGCCGGAGAAGACGACGAGGACGACGACUUGGAGGAUGAGGACGACGGAGAGGACACAGAGGGCGACCGGCCCAAGAAAAGGGGCCCAAAAAAGCGCAAAAUGACCCAGGCCCGGAUCGAGCGCUCGAAAAUGCGGCGGAUAAAGGCCAACGCGAGAGAGCGGAGCCGCAUGCACGACCUGAACUCUGCGCUCGACAAUCUGCGUAAGGUGGUGCCGUGCUACUCCAAAACGCAAAAACUGUCCAAAAUCGAGACGCUGCGAUUGGCCAAAAACUAUAUCUGGGCCCUGUCGGAGAUAUUGCGCUCUGGGAAAAGGCCGGACCUCGUGUCCUAUGUCCAGACGCUGUGCAAAGGACUCUCCCAGCCCACGACCAACCUGGUGGCGGGGUGCCUGCAGCUGAACUCCCGCAACUUCCUCACCGAGCAGCAGUGUCAGGAGGGAGGCAGGUAUGGGUCUGGCGCCUUCUCCAUGCAUUCCUACCCGUACCAGUGUGCGCGUCUAUCCAGCCCCCACUGCCAACCGGGCUCGAACUCGCAUCCACUGAGGACGCACGGCUAUUGCUCAACUUACGACUCACUAUACGGUGGGAGCGGAUCCCCCGAGUAUAACAGCCCUGAGUAUGAGGGGCCUGUCAGUCCACCGAUAUGUGUCAAUGGCAACUUUUCCCUGAAGCACCAAGGACCCGCAUCCCCGGACAACGAGAAGGGGUACCACUAUUCUAUGCAUUACUCCGGCCUGCCUGGCUCCAGACCUACCGGGGCCCACAACCUGGUGUUUGGCUCCUCGGGGUCACGGAGCGGCAUUCACUCUGAAAACGUCCUGCCUUACCAUGACAUGCACUUACACCACGAGCGGCCCCCCGUGUACGAUGAACUGAACGCAUUUUUUCACAAUUAAACGAGAAGCCUCUUGUGCGUCCCCUUGCAAUCAACAAUCUAUCCAAGGCACACUUUUUAACAAGCUUAGCAGGAUUUAAGCAUUCUGGAGGAAAUCUUUCACUCGCUGUCAUUAGUGUUUUUCUUUUCAGUCUUCAGAAUCAAUCUAUUUCGUUUUGCUAUAGUCAGGGAUGUAGUGGAGGGUUAUCCACCUAACCCACAAUCUUACUUUGCGCAAUAGAAUUUAUCCAGCUUUUCAAGAUUACAGAAACCUCUAAGAGAAAAAAUGAUAAAUCUUAUCAAGACCUGCGAGGACGAGGGAAUAUAAAACUGAUAAUACUUUUUAUGUGUGAUUUGUAUAUGUAUUGGUGAUUGUUUGCAUUUUGAUGGCUGGAAGUUCACUUAUUUAUUUACCACUACAUCACUGUCUACAGCUACACACUGACACCGGAGGGGGUUCUCUAAUAAAGAGAAGUAAAGUAAAUAAAGGAACACAGCUGAACCGCAUCACAUAUGCGAGCCUUGGGAGGUAAUGUUUUUCGGGAAUAAUUAAAUCUAAAGGAAUGCGGAGGGAAAUGCUGAGCUCGGAAAAAAAAGGUGCUAGUUGGGUUGUUUUAGCAGAAUCUGUUCUCUAGCAAAUCAAUCGCAUCUAUGCAAAACCCAACGAGACUACAGAGCGAGGCAACAAGGCCCCAGAAAGACACUGUAUGUUUCAACACUGUUGCUGCGCGCACGGGCGCCACCAGCCACAGGCCCACAAGUGCGCGUGCGCACGCACGCACACACUCACACACACACACACACGCACACGCGAACACUAGAAUUAACAUCGAAACGAAAUUUGACAGAAACAUUGGACAAUCCUACACAAAAAUAAACUGAAAUUGGACAUUUUCUUAUUUUAUGUUUUUUCUUAUUUAUUUAUGUUUAUCUUACAGUGCAUUGCACUGUACUUUGAUUUCACAUUAAAUUUUGUUGAAUGUGUUCGAUUUGCUAUGCCGAAUCAGUUUAUUAUUAAUAUUAUUUCUGCUGCACGUAUUUAUUGUGUUAUUUUUUUGUAAUUAAUGUUAAUAGUCCAUCGAAACGAAGGAACCUUGUGUUGCAGAGCAUUGUUUUUUUUUCGUUUUUUUUUUCAUAAAGUCUUUCAACUUUGUAUUCAACCAACUGUGUGGUAAAAUAAAAUGACAAUAAAUGAGACUGUGCACCUUGA
Mugil cephalus (flathead mullet) is the source of this 4710-nucleotide messenger RNA. Its product is annotated as neurogenic differentiation factor 2-like. The coding region runs from base 2452 to 3522 and encodes 356 amino acids. Gene Ontology annotation, molecular function: protein dimerization activity. Gene Ontology annotation, biological process: regulation of DNA-templated transcription; nervous system development. NCBI's taxonomy places the organism in Eukaryota, Metazoa, Chordata, Actinopteri, Mugiliformes, Mugilidae. The transcript is spliced from 2 exons. The record is from RefSeq and is a predicted model, not a curated record.